Molecule: messenger RNA, 1143 nt
Organism: Capsella rubella
Lineage: Eukaryota; Viridiplantae; Streptophyta; Magnoliopsida; Brassicales; Brassicaceae
Product: putative B3 domain-containing protein At5g66980
Exons: 4
Coding region: 127-1080 (317 amino acids)
Molecular function (GO): DNA binding
Source: RefSeq, a predicted model, not a curated record
UUGUUCCUCUCUCUCUCUCAAAUCCUUGUCUGACUUAGAACUUCACACAAGUUUUAGAUCCCCUCUCGACUUUUCUUGAUUCUUAACGUUUCACUACCAAAACAAACUCUACUUACAGAAGCAAUCAUGGUUGAAACUGGUAAAGACUUAGAAUUUUUCAAGGUGUUUCUCCCUGAAUUCAGUUCUCACGAACUGGUGAUUCCUCCAGCAUUCAUCGACUUAUUAGUAGGGAAGCCACUACCUAAAGAAGCCUUCUUACUCGACGAGAUCGGACGGUUAUGGCGUGUAGAGAUAAAAACAGAAGACACAGAAGAAAGAUUCUGUGUUUCGUUCCAAAAAGGUUGGGAAUGUUUCGCAAAGGAUCAAUCUCUCGAAUUUGGAGACUUUCUUGUGUUUAGCUACGACGGCGGUUCGAGAUUCUCCGUUACAAUUUUCGCUAAAGACGGAACCAAAAAAGAUGUUGGUGUCGUCGCAACCACGGAAAGAUCUAGGGUUUCUCUUGAGAAGGACCCGGUUCAUAUUUUUACUAAACCGGAGCGUAGGAAAGAUUGUAAGCGGAAACGCGAACACGAUUCGGUUCUCGAUAAACCCGAGUAUGUUUCAACUAGCAAAACCAAACCGGGACAUCGUGAAAAGAUUCAGAGAACAACAGUUAACCGGGCUGGAGAUCCUUGUGACAUAUCAUGGUCUUCUGACUCUGAAGAUGGAUUUGAAGAAUCGGUUUAUAAACCCAAGAAUCCGCAUUUUCUAAGGAAUAUUACAUGCAGUUCGUUUCAUAAACUGGAAAUACCAAUAACUUUUCUGAGAUCGAACGGGAUCGAAUUGGAGGAAGAAAUCGAGCUUUGUGAUGAAGAUGGAAAGAAGUGGCCUUUGAAGGUUGAGAAUCACGUCAGAGGACUCAGGUUCUCGUGUGAAACAUGGUCGUGUUUCAGUAAAGGCCAUAAGUUGAUGAAGAACCACAAGUUUUUACUUGAGUUUGUCGCGAGUAGUGGGAGAUGCAAAGAGAUUCAAGUUCGUGUUGUCAGUGGGAGAUUGCCUACCACUAUGACGAGAAAUAAAUACCAAAUUCUUGCUAUGUAACCAUUAAAAACUAUACAAUUGUUAUGAUCGCUACUUAUAUGGUUUUAUUUUCUUAUUAUAUAG